Molecule: messenger RNA, 3099 nt
Organism: Bombyx mandarina (wild silkworm)
Lineage: Eukaryota; Metazoa; Arthropoda; Insecta; Lepidoptera; Bombycidae
Gene: raf
Product: raf kinase, effector of Ras
Biological process (GO): protein phosphorylation; MAPK cascade
Molecular function (GO): ATP binding; MAP kinase kinase kinase activity
Source: RefSeq, a predicted model, not a curated record
UACAAUCAUGUCUUGCGCGGCGAGUCUGCGCAUGAAAUAAAAAAAUAUUGAAAAAGAAAUGGCAGUAACUAGCGAAAAAGAAAAUUGUGCACGAAUUAAUGGAAAUAUACCCGCGCUAUCGCUUAACAGUGACAACAUGUCGACGUCGACGGACAGUGAUGAGACUGCGGAUCCGGAGUACGAGAUCAGGAAUAUACAGAACAUUAUAAACGUGACUCGCCACAACAUCGAUGCGCUGAAUGCUAAAUUCGCUGGUUUCCAGCACCCACCUUCGUUAUAUCUAAUUGAGUAUCAGGAGCUAACGUCAAAGCUACAUACGCUGGAGCAGCGGGAGAGGCAUUUACGAGAAUUAUUACAAACCGAUUCUCCAGAUCAUAGCGAAGAGUACUCGUUUUUUGAUGACUCAAAAAAGUUUGACACUCUAACUCGUCAGCGGAAAGUUUUUCUGCGAGCCCAUCUUCCGAACCAGCAGCGAACCAGUGUACAGGUCAAAGAGGGAGUGACACUGCGUGUGGCUCUCUCCAAAGCGCUCAAAUUGCGGAACCUGACCUGCGAGAUGUGUGAGGUUGUGAGGACGGGCUACAACCAAGUUAUACCGUGGGACAUUGAUAUAACCACUAUUGAUGCAGAAGAGGUAACAGUUCGGACUCUUGACGGGCUACCUAUAAUGACUCACAUCUCACAUCAAUUCGCCCGUAAGACAUUCUUCACAUUAGCUUUCUGUGAGUGCUGCAGGCGACUACUCUUCAAUGGAUUUUACUGCUCGCAGUGUAACUUCAAGUUUCACCAGAGAUGCGCUGAUAAAGUUCCUAGUAUGUGCCAUCAGGUACGUAUGACAGAUACAUAUUAUGCAGCACUGUUGGCACAGAACCCAGAAACUCAAGCUGGCAUUCUACACUAUCCUCCCCACUUCGGGUACCAUCCUGGGAUGAGAGGAGACCAAAGCAAACAACCACACCCACGUUCAUUGAACCAGCAAGACCGAUCAAAUUCUGCUCCAAAUGUUUGCAUCAACAUGGUGCAGAAGCCUUUGACGCUAGCUGAACAUCAAAAAUGCUACAGUCAGCACGGCAGCGACAACUCCACGCAGUCGUCGAACUAUCUGAGUUCGAGCGGGCCCAGCAAGGACGAGGCGGAUGACAGCGACCAUCCGCACAGCCACAGCACGCAGACGUCUCCGACGGGCACGCUGCGGCCGCGGCGGGCGCGCGCGCGCUCGGCGGACGAGUCGUGGAAGAACGCGCUGUCGCCGCGGGAGAGCUACGACGACUGGGUCAUCCCGGCCGACGAGAUACUCAUCGGCGCCAGGAUAGGCUCCGGGAGCUUUGGGACGGUGUACAAGGCGCACUGGCACGGCCCGGUCGCUGUGAAGACGUUGAAUGUCAAAACACCCACUCCGGCACAACUGCAAGCUUUCAAAAAUGAGGUGGCCGUGCUGCGUAAGACGCGGCACUGCAACAUCCUGCUGUUCAUGGGCUGCGUGUCGAAGCCGUCGCUGGCCAUCGUGACGCAGUGGUGCGAGGGCUCCUCGCUCUACCAGCACCUGCACGUGCUCGAGACGCCCUUCCCCAUCAUAUACCUCAUCGACGUGGCCAGGCAGACGGCCCAGGGCAUGGACUAUCUGCACGCCAAGAACAUCAUACACAGGGAUUUGAAAUCGAAUAACAUAUUUUUGAGAGAUGACUGGUCGGUAAAGAUUGGAGACUUUGGACUCGCUACUGCUAAAGUUCGGUGGUCAGAGUCGUCGUCGUCAGGCGGCGUGCAGUGGCAGCAGCCCACGGGCAGCAUCCUGUGGAUGGCGCCCGAGGUGAUCCGCAUGGAGGAGCCGGCGCCCUACACGUUCCACUCGGACGUGUACUCGUACGGCGUGGUGCUGUACGAGCUCAUGGCGGGCGAGCUGCCCUACUCGCACCUCAACAACAAGGACCAGAUCCUGUGGCUGGUGGGGCGCGGCCGCCUGCGCCCCGACGUGCGGCGCCUGCGCCCCGACGCGCCCGCGCAGCUCAAGCGCACCUUCUCCGAGUGCGUCGCCUUCGACCGCGCCGCGCGACCGCUCUUCCGCCAGGUGCUGGCGGCGCUGGAGGCGGUGCUGCGGCUGGUGCCCAAGAUCACGCGCUCGGCGUCGGAGCCCGCGCUGUCGCACCCGCACCCGCGCGCCGCGCUCGACUACCUCGCCUACUCCUGCGCCUCGCCCAAGACGCCGGUCAACUUCCACUUCAACGCCGACACCAGCUUCCCCGCCUUCUACGGAAUCCCAGUACCCAAUCAGAGGCACCCCUAGGAGCACGGCGCGCCCGCCGGCCCCCUCGAGCCCGGGGCUCCGCCCCCCUGCGGCCUGCAGGCCCCUCACGGAGCGCCCGCGCCCCAUGCGGAUGAUCCAGUGAUAAAUACACGCACAGAUGAUAAAUUACUUGAUUUAAUUAAAAUAUGACAUAAUUUGUUAGUACAACGUGUACAACAUGAUUACGCCGUAAUGCGUAUUAAUGAUUAAGCCUGCAUAUUAAUAAACUAAAUAAAAUGAAAAAUAUCUGGCAAUUACAAGUUGAGAAAGCAAAAUAUUUUAAAAUUCUCAGAGAACUCAGAGGGUCAACCUUUAGUGAGAUUGGUAAAUAAUUUUAAGCAAGACAAGUGGCUACUUCAGUCUGGAAAAAUAAAAAUUUACCUUUGGUCUGUGUGACAAGGCUCCGUGCCAAGAUGAACUUCAUAUUCUGUGCAAUGAAAUAUGUGAUGAAACUACUAUACCAGUAUUUACUUACUUGAGAUAUAAUUUGGAAUUCCAACGAGCUAACGAAGCAAUAGGAUGGAGCAACUUAAAUGUACCUACCGCAGUACAAUCUCAGGAUUACAUAUGUCAAUGACAUGGUCACUGAACAUACUUUGAAUUAAAAAAAAAUAUUUUGCAACUAUAAUAGUUUCAUAAGCCCAGUGAUCUAAGUGAACUUUAUGAAAAUACAUAGUUCAAUAAAAACGUCCAGGACAGAAUCCAUCCACAUCACUUGGGACAUUCACAUUCAAAUGUUGUUAGAAAGUGUAGGACUUUGGAAUGUGUUGUGUUGUGAUAAAGUGAAAUGAUAGUGCGGAAAAUGCAGAGUACGUGUC